Molecule: messenger RNA, 585 nt
Organism: Bathycoccus prasinos
Lineage: Eukaryota; Viridiplantae; Chlorophyta; Mamiellophyceae; Mamiellales; Bathycoccaceae
Exons: 1
Coding region: 1-585 (194 amino acids)
Source: RefSeq, a predicted model, not a curated record
AUGCGGCGAGUACAUCAGGAGGGGCUCUUUUCGAGGGAUCGUGAACGCUUUCCGCGCGUAAAGUCGGAUUUUGACUUUCCGCACAAAUUCGGCUCCCCUCCUCGAGAGUCUUUUCGUCGUCUUUUAAGUCUCUCUUUUUGGGAAGAAUUCAUUUUUUUCUCACAAAUUUCCUCUAAAAUAUUCUCUAAACAGAUUGGUAAAACUGCGAUCACGCUCCCCCCGCCGAAGGAAAUCGCGAAAUACGUGUGCUUCAUCCUGACCUUAUGGGCGGUCGUCGCCGGUUUGUUUGGCGCGUUGUUAUCCAUCGCGGUGCAAAUGCGAAGAUAUAAGUACCGGUCUUUACCGCAAAAAUUUAUCGGCAACUUUCGAUACGGCGAUAGUUCCAGGAUGACGUACCCGACGAGUCAGCGCGGGUUGUAUCCGUGGGUCGCGAAAGCCUGUGCAUUGACGACGACGUCGAACCCGAAUAGCUUUGUGAAUAAUGAUGUUACGGUGUGGCCGACGUGCGUGCCGUCGGCGGCGGACAAUAACGCGAUCGAGUUUGAAGUCGUCGCGACGUGCGGUACGGCUUGUUUAAAUCCGUAA